Molecule: messenger RNA, 231 nt
Organism: Gongylonema pulchrum
Lineage: Eukaryota; Metazoa; Nematoda; Chromadorea; Rhabditida; Gongylonematidae
Source: the annotation of a GenBank genome assembly
GAGUUGCGCAAACGUUGUAACGAUUUAACAGUGGAGAUGAACGAGUGUCGCAGUACCACAAAAGCAGCUUCGAAAGGAAACUCAAUGUUUUUUGAGCUAAAAGCCCGUAAUGAUUUUCUGGUUCACCAAAAUGAUGUGUAUCAGCGACAGAUCGGCGAUUUGCGCCACGAAUUGAUGUUCGCCUUGUCGCUUGCCACUGGUACUGGCACUUCGGGUAAUAGUUAUUUAUAG